CCCUCGAUUGUGGAAUCGCUGACGAGCAACGACAUGGUCGUCCGGGAAGGAACCAACGUGACGUUGACGUGCAAGGCGAAGGGAUUCCCCGAACCGUACGUCAUGUGGCGCCGGGAGGAUGGUGACGAGAUGCCCAUCGGUGGCGAGAAUGUGAAUGUGGUCGACGGAGAGAUGCUUCACAUCACCAGGGUCAGCAGGUUGCACAUGACGGCGUAUCUGUGCGUGGCGUCCAACGGAGUGCCGCCGUCCAUCAGCAAACGGGUGCAUCUGAGGGUGCAAUUUCCCCCGAUGCUGUCCAUCCCGAGUCAGCUGGAAGGUGCCUACCUCGGUCAGGACGUAAUCCUCGAGUGCCACACGGAAGCGUACCCGGCCUCCAUCAAUUACUGGACGACGGAACGGGGUGAUAUGAUAAUUUCCGAUACCUCCCGGACGGGCGAUAAGUUCGAAACCUUGUCCAGAAACAGCGGCUACACCAAGUACAUGCAGCUGAAAAUUAGGACCGUCGGCCCAUCGGACUUCGGCUCGUAUCGAUGUGUGGCGAAAAACUCAUUAGGCGAAACGGAUGGGAUGAUCAAGCUGGAUGAAAUACCAGCGCCUACGACAAUAUUGACAACCGAAUCACUUUAUAACAAUCGAUCAAAAGGUCGGAAAGCAAACAAAAAGCCGGAUUACGGCGUCGAGGAAUGGAAGGAUAAUGGUCCCUCGAUACGACAUCCCCCGGGGGCAUUUCACAACGCGGCGGGAAGCAGUCCAUUCACCGUUCCCAGCCAGUCCAGCACGAUGUUGUUGCUGUUGCUGCUGCUGCUCCUGUUGCUCCCAUCGAUAGCGUUACAAGCGCCUCUGAGCCGAAUCAACAGAUGAAACUGAACUCACAACUGCCAUCCACCAGCACCACCACAACCACCAGUAGGAGUAGCCUCACAGCCCAGCAGAAUCAUCAUCAUCAUCAGCCUACCCCUUUCGGUGUUUGUCAUGAACGACAGCAACUCAGCCACGGAGCAGAACCCCCGAGGGGUCCUGUCAAGCAAAGCACUCAACAAACGCGCUGAGCCCACAUACACUCACACAUUGUAGUAUGGGUAUAUGGCUUAUGUGAGAGGUAAGUUUAUUAGCUAACUAAGUGAGAGACAUUGUUUGUAUACAAACGCAAAAAGUAAGGAUAGUAGCUAUUAGAACAAUUUCUAUACAAAGAAUAGAACAAAUGCAGAGUGACAAAGGAAAAUAUGCGUAUAUUAUAAAGAGAAAAAUAAACAUACACACACACACUAGCUAAGAGCUAGUGAGGAAUAUAUAAGUUAGAUUGUUUGUAGUGAAACCGAAAAAGAAUAUGGAACUCAAACAAAAAAUCAUCAGUUUAUAGCAGGAAACUAUUUCUUUUCUGUAAAUAAAAUAGCGUUGCUUAAAGAUGCUUUGAUCAUUCUCAGAAAAUAUCAGAACUACGAUUCCACGGUUGUUUCGACAUUUUUGUGGAAACUAUUCAUCACAGUACUGGAGGGAAGAGCGAACAGUGUUCACAACUUUCUCCAAGUACUGACGUAAUGAGGUUUAGAAUCCUACCAUAACCACGCGUCGUCGGUAAGUUGACAACUGUCUC
This is a messenger RNA of Ochlerotatus camptorhynchus, 1594 nucleotides long. Its product is annotated as lachesin-like. The record is from RefSeq and is a predicted model, not a curated record. Gene Ontology annotation, cellular component: neuron projection. The coding region runs from base 34 to 861 and encodes 275 amino acids. Lineage: Eukaryota; Metazoa; Arthropoda; Insecta; Diptera; Culicidae. The transcript is spliced from 7 exons.